Molecule: messenger RNA, 277 nt
Organism: Staurois parvus
Lineage: Eukaryota; Metazoa; Chordata; Amphibia; Anura; Ranidae
Source: the annotation of a GenBank genome assembly
AGUGUAGCCCCAGCAGUGCCACCUGUCAGUGUCCAUCAGUGCCAGCUAUCAGUGCUCAUCCAUGCCACCUGCCAGUGCCCAUCAGUGCCACAUUAAAUCAGUGCCACCUAUUAGUGCUGCCAAUCAGUGCCACCUAUCAGUGCCAGUCAGUGCAGCCUAUCAGUGCCAUAUAUGAGUGCUGCCUUUCAGUGCCCAUCAAUGCCACCUAUCAGUGCCUCCUCAUCAGUGCCACUUAUCAGUGUCCAUCAGUGCAGCCUAUCAGUGUCCAUCACUGCAG